AAAAAAAAUCGCGAGUUUUCCGCGGUUGUUUAUGAUUUUUCCAUUUUCGUUGAUGUAGAACGUAUUAUAUUUUAAAUUUGUUACCAUUUGUUUUGAAAAAAAAAUGUCCUUUGUAUCGUUAAAUCAAUAUCUUAACACUAUUGAAGAUUCCCUUCGUGCUGGAAAUGGCGAUUAUACAGCCAUGUGUCUUUCAAUUCAAGAUGUUCAUGCUUUUAACCCAAAAAUUUACUCUGCAUAUAAUGCUGAUUCAAGUGUUAAAAGAAUUUUUCAGCAACCAUGGGAUGAUGUUGUAUUACUUCAUAUUAGGUGUAUCCAUGAAAUUAAUAAAGAAAAUUAUGUGGAAGCAUUCAAGCAUCACUUUUCUUUAAUACAGACAUUCACAAAGAUCUUGCAAACCCAGAAAGAUGAAAAUUGGGCUUUGCCAAUUAUGUAUACAUUAUGUUUGGACUUGAGGAAAAUAGCCACUAAAGCUGAUAAUCAAUUAGACAAAAAAGAAAAACCUCAUGAAAUGCUUGAGAAGGGAGCUGAUCUUCUGAUGGGAUUCUUCAGAAUAUGUGUUGGUGACAACCGAUCUUUGCAAGAAGACACAAAACGAUGGGGCAUUUUGAAUUUAACAAAUCAACUGUUCAAAAUAUACUUCAAGGUUAAUAAGCUUCAUCUUCUAAAGCCUUUGAUACGAGUUAUUGAAAGCUCUAAUUUGAAGGAUCAGUAUCCAAUUGCUCAAAGAGUGGCUUAUAAGUAUUUUGUAGGGCAACAACAAAUGUUUCAAAGUAAAUUUAAAAUAGCUGAUGAAAAUUUAUCAUUUGCCUUUUUACACUGUCAUAAAGACUCGAAAAGAAACAAGCGUCUAAUUUUAAUAUUUCUCAUCACCGUAAAAAUGGUCUUGGGUGUUAUGCCUUCAAUGUAUCUUUUACAAAAAUAUGAUCUGAUGGAAUUUGCUGAAGUUGUUCAUGCUGUAAAGGAUGGUGACCUUGAAAGAUUUGGCAGAGCUUUAGAAGCUUCAGAGGAUUUCUUUAUAAAGUGGGGAAUUCGGUUAGUUCUUGAAAAAUUAAAGACCAUUAUAUACAGAAACCUUUUCAAAAAAGUUUCCCUCUUGCUGCAAACUCAUAUUAUUCCUGUAAGUGCUUUCAAAGCUGCUUUAAACUUGAAAAAGGAAUAUGAAGAUGAUGAUGAAAUUGAAGAUGCAGAAGUAUUGUGUAUUCUUUCCAACUUAAUUCAUGAUAAUAAGAUGAAAGGCUACAUUUCUUACCAACAUUUAAAAGUUGUCCUGAGCAAACAGAAUGCUUUCCCUCCAUUGUCCACUACUGAAUGAUCAUUUUUUAUGUAUAUAAGUUGUUUACUCGCUUAAUAAACUGU
This is a messenger RNA of Uloborus diversus, 1356 nucleotides long. RefSeq names its product PCI domain-containing protein 2-like (gene PCID2). The transcript is spliced from 15 exons. Gene Ontology annotation, molecular function: RNA binding; double-stranded DNA binding. Gene Ontology annotation, cellular component: transcription export complex 2. The record is from RefSeq and is a predicted model, not a curated record. Gene Ontology annotation, biological process: transcription elongation by RNA polymerase II; post-transcriptional tethering of RNA polymerase II gene DNA at nuclear periphery; poly(A)+ mRNA export from nucleus. NCBI's taxonomy places the organism in Eukaryota, Metazoa, Arthropoda, Arachnida, Araneae, Uloboridae. Bases 104 to 1312 code for a protein of 402 amino acids.